GUUUGUGGGCAACAUUGCUGCAGGACUUACUAAAAUGGUGUUUUUUCAGUUACUUUUGAGUUUUGGAGCAAAAGUGUUUUUAAUCCUAAUCUGUCUUCUUUUUAUUGCAUUUCUCGGUUUCUGCUUGUAUAUUAAAUACAUCCACAUGAAAUAUGACCACAUACCUGGAGCACCAAGAGACAGUUUCUUUUUGGGACAUACACCAACAAUUUUACGGAUUAUGAAAAAUGAUGGAAAUAUACAUGACAAGUUACUUGAAUGGGCUGAGACUUACGGGUCUGUUUACAGGGUAAAUUCUCUGCAUCAUGUUUUUUUGAUUGUGACUUGUCCAGAGGCAACAAAGGAAAUCCUCAUGAACCAAAAGUACCUCAAGGACAAGUCUGCUUACAAGAGGAUGCGUUACCUGUUUGGUCAAAGAUUUAUGGGCAAUGGUCUGGUGACAGCACAAGAUCAUGAGGUGUGGUACAAACAACGCCGGAUCAUGGACUCUGCCUUUAACAGCUUGUAUUUGAAAGGUCUGCUAGGCACCUUCAAUGAUAGGGUAGAUCAACAGAUGGAUAAACUUGCAGCUGACGCUGAUAAUGAUAUGGAAGUCAACAUGCUGCACUAUUUCAACUCUGUCACACUUGAUGUGAUUGCAAAGGUUGCUUUUGAUAUGGAUUUAGACCUUCUGAAGACAGAUUCACCUUUCUCUAAAGCAAUUGAUACUUGUCUUAAAGGGCUGGUGUACAGCAUUAGAGACUUUUUCUUCAAGUUCAAUCCAAAGAACAGAGGGUUCAUAAGGGAAGUGAGGGAAGCAUGCCAUCUGCUGCGAACAACAGGAACUCAUUGGAUCCACAAGAGAAAGACCGCCAUGCAGAACGGAGAAGAUGUCCCAAAGGACAUCCUCACACAGAUCAUCAAAACUGCUGCCACAGAAGAAAGCAUGACUGCAGAAGAUGAGGAAUUUAUGCUGGAUAAUUUUGUGACAUUCUUCAUUGCUGGUCAAGAAACAACAGCUAAUCAGCUAGCUUUCUGCGUCAUGGAACUUGGACGACAGCCUGAAAUUCUGGAGAAAGUGAGGAAAGAAGUGGAUGAUGUAAUUGGAAUGAAACAAAACGUUAGCUAUGAUGACCUCGGGAAACUAACCUACCUCUCACAGGUGCUAAAAGAGACACUGAGACUCUACUCAACUGCUCCAGGAACAUCUCGUCAGAUCGACAAAGACAUGGUGAUUGAUGGUGUCCAUAUCCCUGGGGGAAUUGGAUGUAUGUUUGACUCCUAUGUAACUGGGAGAAUGGAGAAAUUCUUCAAAGACCCACUGAAAUUUGAUCCAGACCGAUUUCACCCAGACGCUCCCAAGACUUAUUACAGCUAUUUCCCAUUUUCUCUUGGUCCACGCUCAUGCCUGGGAAAGAACUUUGCUGAGAUGGAAGCUAAAGUUGUGAUGGCAAAGCUGCUUCAGAGGUUUGAGUUUACCCUCGUUCCUGGACAGACCUUUGACAUCAAGGAAACUGGUUCUCUGAGACCCAAGAGUGGAGUGGUUUGCACCAUUAAACACAGGAAGUAAAAAGAAAGAAGGGGUGUUAAAACUAUAAGUGAAGUCUCGCGUGUGUAUUCCUGCUUCAGCCAGAAUCUACUUAAACAUACUUUGAUUUUUUUUUAAAUUCAUUUACUGAUUAUUUUUGUAAACUUACAUGAUAAAUGUAUUCAGGGCAUUGUUAUGGUCCUGAAAAG
Nematolebias whitei (Rio pearlfish) is the source of this 1716-nucleotide messenger RNA. Its product is annotated as cholesterol 24-hydroxylase-like. Bases 35 to 1549 code for a protein of 504 amino acids. The transcript is spliced from 15 exons. The record is from RefSeq and is a predicted model, not a curated record. Lineage: Eukaryota; Metazoa; Chordata; Actinopteri; Cyprinodontiformes; Rivulidae. Gene Ontology annotation, molecular function: heme binding; cholesterol 24-hydroxylase activity; iron ion binding. Gene Ontology annotation, biological process: cholesterol catabolic process.